Molecule: messenger RNA, 4348 nt
Organism: Cyprinus carpio (common carp)
Lineage: Eukaryota; Metazoa; Chordata; Actinopteri; Cypriniformes; Cyprinidae
Product: polyamine-transporter SLC45A4
Biological process (GO): transmembrane transport
Cellular component (GO): membrane
Molecular function (GO): sucrose:proton symporter activity
Source: RefSeq, a predicted model, not a curated record
UCGACGGAAGCGGCUCGCGUCUGUCAGACAGAUUUCGCCUUUAAAGGCGCAUUAAAACAGCGGCAGAAGUGCAGAACCCGAGAAGAGCAGCAACAGAACUAGCACAACAACAUCAUCUUCAUUUCUGACAGAGAAAUAAACACAGCAACGCGCGCGUCAGGGUUCUCAGCCAGCUGUGCGUCCGGACAGAAGACAAGACGCUGCUCUCAUAUGCAGUCCGACUGGAUAUUUAUGAAGCUUUCAAGGCCUUUUGAUUGAUCGGUCGCUCCAUGGGGAUUCUCCGGUGCUUUCCGUCUGGUUUCUCCUGCCCUUCACCCCUCAGCCUGCCCUCCACCCUCUACAACACCUCCUCCAUACAAAUCAUGAAACUGGUAUUAACUGAAUGGCAAUUAAUAUGGAUUUUAACUGUUUCCAGUAGACAGUAAACACACUUGCACCACACACACACACAAACACACAAACACACGCGCGCACCACACACACACACACACACACACACACACACACACACACACACAAUUACAUGCACAUACACCCACCCACACUCACACACACACAUACACACACUCACACACUCACACACAUCACAUCAGCGGGAGUGACCUCAUGGUAAAGUCAUAUGCUCCCCAACAGUCCGAACCAAAUUCCCUGACACGGCCCGUCCCUGAGCUCCUGCAAGCGACCUUCAUCAAACGGCACAUUUUGCGAUGUUUUACGCUCCUUGAGUCUGAUCCACGGCAGAUUUCCUCGACAGAAGGACGUCCGCGGGAAGCGGUGUGCUGCUGUUGGCUUUAUUCUUCCCAGAUUUUUAGUUUUGCAUUAUUUUGUGUUAUUUUCGUGUGAUUUUUUUUUUUUUUUUUUUUUUUUUUUUUUGCGUGGAGUCACACGUAACCUCUGCUCCGAGUGCAUGCCGAUGAAGAUGGCACCACAGAACACCGAGGCCGACACCGUGCAGAUGCAGGCCGCCGUAGUGACACCUGUGGAGAAACGGGCUGGAGGAGGCGGGGCUAAUGGAGUGGGAGGGGCUGGAGGACGGGAUUUGGAGAGUCAGGAGGAGUCGGUCAGCGAGGGAUCUAUAGACCGCAUCCCGUUGCGUCAGUGGGUCAUGCACGGCGCUGUCAUGUUCGGACGAGAGUUCUGCUACGCCAUGGAGACGGCACUGGUCACUCCUGUACUGCUGCAGAUAGGUCUUCCAGAGCAAUACUACAGCCUGACGUGGUUCCUGAGCCCCAUCCUGGGUCUGAUGUUCACGCCUCUGAUCGGCUCGGCCAGUGACCGCUGCACGCUGCGCUGGGGCCGCAGACGGCCCUUCAUCCUGGCACUGUGUGUGGGCGUCCUGCUGGGCGUCGCCCUCUUCCUCAACGGCUCGCUGAUAGGUCUUGCUAUAGGAGACGUGCCAAAUAACCAGCCGAUAGGAAUCGUGAUGACGGUUUUGGGGGUGGUGGUGCUGGAUUUCUGUGCAGAUGCGACGGAGGGUCCCAUACGAGCGUAUCUACUGGAUGUGGCCGACACUGAGGAACAGGACAUGGCCCUCAACAUCCACGCCUUCUCUGCAGGGCUCGGAGGGGCGGUUGGUUACGCCCUCGGUGGUCUUGACUGGACGCACACUUUCUUGGGUCGAACCUUCAAGUCUCAAGAGCAAAUUCUGUUCCUGUUCGCCACGGUUCUGUUCACAGUUUCCGUGACUCUGCACCUCUUCAGCAUCGAAGAGCAACAGUUCAGCCCUCAACAGGACCGUCUGGAUGAAGAGGCAAAAACAGAAUCCAGUGUUAAAUUCCCACCGCACCAUCCCGAGCUCGAAAUGAUCCACGAAGACGAGCCCUACGAUCAUCACGACCUCUACGCGGACCGGCGAUCAGAGCGAGAGCUGGACAUGGACUCCUUAGACGUGGACAUCGUUCGAAGUAAAAGCGACUCCGUUUUGGAAAUGGCUGAUGCUACACUGGACCACCACGACAUGCUGUUUCUGCGUGAAAUCGAGCCGUCUAUCUUCCAAGAUCGCAUUUCUUCCUAUCACGGGUCGCCGCCGCGGCGCAGAAGCAGUGCAGAGAGUCAAGAGUUCCUGCGCGGAAAAUUCAGCCGACUAUCUGCAUUUCUGCAGCAGGCCGAACAUGACGGAGAAGAAGCUCUGCUUAACAGUCAGCUCAACCAAUCCAAAGCGCCCAAUAUACAAAAGACCUAAACUAACACCCACCGCCCGACACCAAACCAAACACCACAAGCACCAACCAAUCCACGCAGACGCCACACCUUCUACCGACAGUCGUCCUGUACCUUCUCUUACUACGGCCGGGUCGGAUCCCACCGCUACCGUUACCGGCGAGCCAACGCCGCGUUCCUCAUCAAACCGUCACGCAGCAUGAACGACAUCUACGAGAUAGAGAAGCGGCAGAAGCAGAGGAACGGACAGAGAACGAGGCACCAGAGCGGGAACACCAACUCCAGCGGGGACACGGAGAGCGAGGAGGGCGAGGCCGAGACCACCGUCCGUCUGCUCUGGAUGUCCAUGCUGAAGAUGCCCAAAGAGCUGUUCAGACUGUGUGUGUGUCACCUGCUCACAUGGUUCUCCAUCAUCGCAGAGGCCGUGUUUUACACUGACUUCAUGGGGCAGGUCAUCUACGAGGGCGACCCUACGGCCCCGCUGAACUCCACCGCCCUUCAUAACUACCACAGAGGGGUUCAGAUGGGCUGCUGGGGGCUGGUGAUUUACGCCACCACCGCCGCCAUCUGUUCAGCUAUACUGCAGAAGUACCUGGAUAACUUUGACCUCAGCAUAAAGGUCAUCUACAUCCUGGGCACUCUGUGCUUCGCCAUCGGUACGGCCAUCAUGGCGAUCUUCCCCAACGUCUACGUCUCCAUGGUGAUGAUCAGCAGCAUGGGCAUCAUCUCCAUGAGCAUCUCGUACUGUCCGUAUGCUCUGCUGGGCCAGUAUCAUGAUAAUAAAGAGUACGUCCAGCACAGCCCCGGCAACUCCAAGCGAGGUUUCGGCAUCGACUGCGCCAUCCUGUCGUGUCAGGUGUACAUCUCUCAGAUCCUGGUGGCGUCGGCGCUGGGCGCGGUGGUGGAUGCGGUGGGCAGCAUCCUGCUCAUCACUACUAUGGCCUCCUCCGGCUCCUCCUUCCCUUUCCUGUCCGCCUGCUUCCUCGUCAUCUACCCGGGCUCCGGCGGAGAGGCUGAGCAGACGCGGGCGCUGACGUCCCCCAAUAACAACGGCGUGACCGAGAAGCCCAGCUUCCUCAAGCUCACACACAAAGGCGGCACCACGACCACCUGCAAAGUGUAGUGUGAAUCCACACUGUGAAAGCGAUCAUAUGAUGGUGAACAUCUAAUGCCAAGUUCACACUGCACCAUUUUAGCCCCGACUUUCACUCGCCAACAGUUUUUGCAAAAUCACAGACAAAUGCCUGAAAUCGGAGGCAAAUCAGUGCUCGUUAAUGCGAGUGACAAUUAUCAAAGAUGCAAUCAAAGAAUUGCCGACGCCUGUGAAAUAUUUAACAUGCUACACUAGGGCUGCACGAUUAAUCAAAUGCGAUUUUGCAAAUGCGCCAUUUAAUACACCGAGCCGAAGUUCUCUGACAAGCUACGCAAUAUUGUGUAAAUUACCGCAGACGAUUUAAUCACGUGAUAAUGAAAUCCAAGUUAACAUUUGUGAUAAUGAAAGCUGUUUGUGUAGCUUCUCAGUGAACUGCGGCUCUGUGUAUUAAAUGCUGCUCCAUCUGAAAGCACGUGAAUAUGUUUUUACUCCAAACUCACUUCAUAACGUCAGUCGAGUGUUUGAAAUAAAUCUCAGUGUCAUAGAAGAACCAUUUUUGUUUCCACAAAGAACUAUUGUCAAAGCUUCUCUCUUUCUUACAUUUUUAUAAUCUGAAGAACCUUCUUUCGCCACAAAGAACCUCUGUGGUUCAGAAAGGUUCUUCAGAUGUUAAAGGUUCUUUAUGGAACCAUUUGGACAAAAAGGGUUCUUCUAUAGCAUCGAGAAGCACCUUUAUUUUUAAGAGUGUAAAUAUCUAGAUCUGUCAGCGAUUCAAAAUCCUGCUGUGUGAAAUGAGUUCUGACUGAAAAAUAUAUCACCGAUGACCUACAGCCAAUGAGAGAGGAAGAUACAGGGCAGGGAGGAGUUAUAUGAAACGUAGUUUGCGAACCAGACAGAGUUGUCAGUGAUUCUUUCUAUUGUAAAGCCAUGCAGUUUAUAACCUCCUGUCACUGAUCCAUCGUGCAAUGUGAACACAGCAGCAACUGAAUGCUACCCCAGAUAGUCAUGCAGUGUGAAAACAACGGUGAUCCAGUCAGUGUGAACUCGGCAUAACAUUCCCAACGCAUUUCUACACACAUUGAUCCGACCAUCAGG